AUGGUGAACGCCGAUAAUAUUUCAAGAGAAUUAGCCCCUUUAGUUGAUGUUUGUACGAGUGUUGAUGGGGUAGUCGCAAAGAUGGUAGAUGUCGGAGGUGACUUUAGCAGCAAGGAAGACUUUGAUGAUCGUGAAAGCAUGCUAACAUGGAUUUGUAGGAAUGCAACUAACCUUGAUUUUAUUGUGGUAAUAGGAAGAUCGGAUAAUGGUACGGCAAGAAGAAACCCGUUUGUAACAAUGAUGUGCAAAAGAAGCGAUAAAUACCUUCCUCCUCUAAGGAAUUUUAAAAGAAACGACACGGGUACUAGAAAAUGCGAGUGUCCAUUUAAGAUCCGUUGUUACAUGUUGGCUAGCAAGAAAUGGAGAUGCUAUGUUAUUUAUGGUUUGCAUAACCAUGAUUUGUGCGCAAAAUUACAAGGCCAUCCUAGUGUUUGUCGGCUCAAUCCCGAAGAGAAGACAUCUAUUAAAGACAUGUCCUUGAAUCUUGUCCAACUGAAAAAUAUAUUUGCCCCAUUGAAAAGGAAGGAACCCAACAACGUAUCGAAUAUAAGGCAAGUGUAUAAUCAACGGCACCGCAAUAACAAGGCGAGUAGGGGAGAUAGGAGUGAGAUGCAACAAUUGUUGAAAAUGUUGGAUGCUAACAAAUACGUGCUGCGGUACAGAACUUGCAAUGAUAAGGUUGUUCAACAUUUUCCCGACAGUGCUCAUCCUCGAUUCUUCCUACAAGACCAACAAGUAUCGACUCUCAUUAUUUGA
This is a messenger RNA of Vicia villosa (hairy vetch), 756 nucleotides long. RefSeq lists its product as uncharacterized. The coding region runs from base 1 to 756 and encodes 251 amino acids. The record is from RefSeq and is a predicted model, not a curated record. Lineage: Eukaryota; Viridiplantae; Streptophyta; Magnoliopsida; Fabales; Fabaceae. Gene Ontology annotation, molecular function: DNA-binding transcription factor activity, RNA polymerase II-specific. The transcript has a single exon.